Molecule: messenger RNA, 3803 nt
Organism: Callorhinus ursinus (northern fur seal)
Lineage: Eukaryota; Metazoa; Chordata; Mammalia; Carnivora; Otariidae
Source: RefSeq, a predicted model, not a curated record
CCUCCUCGGCAGAUCUGGGCGUCCUUAAACGCAGCGGUAGAUUAUUCCGGCUCCUCGCCGGCAGGAAAGCCGACCCGCCCCCUUGAGCCGCAGGGGCCUCUGGGAAGUGUUGUCCGGCGUCUAACGGACCGAGGCUCGUGCUGCCCUCAGCCACAGCUGGCGCUGACCUUAGAGGCGUCUCUGACUCGGUCCGCACCGGCGGGACCAUUUGGGCGGCAUUGAGGUGUGGAAUUGGGCCUGUGUCCGCGGGCUGCGUGAUUCUUCAGGUAUUCAUUUAUUCAUCAACACACCAUUUAUUGGAUGCUGUCUGUGUGACAGGAACAAUUCUAGAUGCUUCAGAUAUAGCACUGAACAAAAGAGAAACUCUCUGCUGUCAUGGUACUUACACUGUUGUGGGCCAGAUAAUACAUGAGUUCUGCCUUUUCAAGCCCUGUCUUUUACCAGAAAGAAGAGGAAAUGACUGAAUCCCAGGGAACAGUGACAUUCAAAGAUGUGGCUAUUGACUUCACCCAGGAAGAGUGGCAGCAGUUGGAUCCUGCUCAGAGGAACCUGUACCGGAAUGUGAUGCUAGAAAACUAUAACAACUUAAUCACAGUGGGCUGUCCAUUCACCAAACCUGAUGUGAUUUUCAAGUUGGAGCAAGAAGAAGAACCUUGGGUGGUGGAGGAAGAAGUGUUAAGGAGACACUGUCCAGGAGAAAUGUGGGGAAUUGAUGAACAGAAAAUCCGGGACAGACUUUUGACACAAUUUGAAGAUAAAUUCACAAAAACACUGACUGAAGAAAAAGUCAAUGAAUGUCGUAAGAAAUUUGCAAGUGCAUUUCCUCUUAACUCGGACUUUUUUCCUUCCAGUCACAAUCUCUAUGAAUAUGACUUGUUUGGGAAGUGUUUAGAACAUAAUAAUUUUGACUGUCAUAAUAAUAGUAGAAUCUUUAUAAGAAAGGAACAUUCUGAAUAUAAUGAACCUAUAAAAUCAUUUUGCAUUAAUCCAUCCCAUCUUGCGGUAACCCCCUUUAAGUGUAAUCAUUGUGGGAAAGGAUUCAGUCAAACCUUGGACCUCAUCAGACACCUGAGAAUUCAUACUGGAGAGAAACCUUAUGAAUGUAAAAAAUGUAGAAAAGCUUUCAGCCAGAAGGAAAAACUCAUUAAACAUCAUAAAAUUCAUAGUAGGGAGCAGGCUUAUGAAUGUAAUGAAUGUGGGAAAGCUUUCAUUAAAAUGUCAAAUCUCAUUAGACAUCAAAGAAUUCAUACUGGGGAGAAACCCUAUGCAUGUAAGGAAUGUGGGAAAUCCUUCAGCCAGAAAUCAAAUCUCAUUGAUCAUGAAAAAAUUCAUACUGGAGAGAAACCGUAUGAAUGUAAUGAAUGUGGGAAAGCAUUCAGCCAGAAGCAAAGCCUCACUGCACAUCAGAAAGUUCAUACCGGGGAGAAACCUUAUGCAUGUAAUGAAUGUGGUAAAGCCUUCCCUCGAAUUGCAUCCCUUGCUCUUCAUAUGAGAAGUCAUACAGGAGAAAAACCUUAUAAAUGUGAUAAAUGUGGAAAAGCCUUCUCUCAGUUUUCCAUGCUUAUUAUACAUGUAAGAAUUCAUACAGGUGAGAAACCCUAUGAAUGUAAUGAAUGUGGAAAAUCCUUCUCUCAAAGUUCAGCCCUUACUGUACAUAUGAGAAGUCAUACUGGUGAAAAACCUUAUGAAUGUAAGGAAUGUAGAAAAGCCUUCAGCCACAAGAAAAACUUCAUCACACACCAAAAGAUUCAUACUAGAGAAAAACCUUAUGAAUGUAAUGAAUGUGGGAAAGCUUUCAUUCAGAUGUCAAAUCUUGUUAGACACCAGAGAAUUCACACUGGAGAAAAACCCUACAUAUGUAAGGAAUGUGGCAAAGCCUUUAGCCAGAAAUCAAAUCUCAUUGCCCAUGAAAAAAUUCAUUCUGGAGAGAAACCCUAUGAAUGUAAUGAAUGUGGUAAAGCCUUCAGCCAAAAGCAAAACUUUAUUACACAUCAGAAAGUUCACACUGGAGAGAAACCUUAUGAUUGUAAUGAAUGUGGUAAAGCCUUUUCUCAAAUUGCAUCCCUUACUCUUCAUCUGAGAAGUCACACAGGAGAAAAGCCUUAUGAAUGUGAUAAAUGUGGGAAAGCCUUCUCUCAGUGCUCAUUGCUCAAUUUACAUAUGAGAAGUCAUACUGGUGAGAAGCCCUAUGUAUGUAAUGAAUGUGGAAAAGCUUUCUCUCAAAGAACUUCUCUUAUUGUGCACAUGAGAGGUCAUACAGGUGAGAAACCUUAUGAAUGUAAUAAAUGUGGAAAAGCCUUCUCUCAAAGCUCAUCCCUUACUAUACAUAUACGAGGUCAUACAGGUGAGAAACCCUUUGACUGUAGUAAAUGUGGAAAAGCCUUCUCUCAAAUCUCAUCUCUUACACUUCAUAUGAGAAAACAUACAGGUAGAAGCCUUAUCAUUGUAAUGAGUGUGGUAAGGCUUUUAGCCAAAAGUCACACCUUGUUAGACACCAGAGAAUUCAUACUCAGUAGAAAUAGAAACACUAUGAAUAGUGUGAAGAUGGAAAAGCCUUCAGAAUUAGCAUCUCCUUUCACAUUACAUAAUCGGUUCUAGAGCAGAAAACUAUGAAUGUGAAAAGCCUUUGGAAGAAGUCACAUAAUUGUGAAACAUGAGAAUUCUUACACAACAUGACAAAUUGUGUAAUGAAUAAACUGAACAUCAAAAACCUUCAUAGACCUCUGUUGAUAUUUAUGCAGCAAUCUUAUUGAAAUAUGAAAUGAGGUAUCUGUACCAGCAUAUCAGCAUCACAGUUGAGCUCCUAUCCUAGCCAUUGCAUUAAGAAAAAGAAGAUUGGGGGAAAAAGAAACUAUAAAAAUAUCCUCUUACACAAGAAAUAGUUAAUUUGAAAAUGUGUUGAUGUAAAAUGUUUAAGGAUAAACAACAGUAAUUACAAGACACACACAUAUAUAUAAAGUUAGAAAACAUUUUGACGGGCACAAAAUAGGACCUGAAAUUUUGAGAAAAAUAACACUGUCUGAAAACACAUUUUCAAAAAUAUAAAUUCAUAAGUCUCUAAGGUACUUCCACUCAAAGUUUUCACUAAAUUUUAAGAAUUUCACAAACUGAUUUAAAAUUUUAUAUGAGAAUAUAAAGGACCACAAAUAGCUGAAACAAGUGAAAAAAGAGAAGACACAGUCUACCAGAUGGCAUCACAUAUUUUAUUUAAAGCUGGUGUGUCUAAACAAUGUGUUCCUGAUAAGUAAAUAAAUCAGUGGAAACAAAACAAGGAUUGAAGAAGGAUAAUCGAAAUUUUGUGUAUGGUACUGCUAUUGAAGUCACUGGAGAAAGAAUGGCCUAUUGAAUAAAUGGAAGAGUCAUAUGAACAAAAAUGAUAGCUCUCUACUUUAUACCAUAUCCAAAAAUAAAAUCCAGGUAGAUUGAAGACCAGAAUAUAAAAAGCAAAAUUCUAAAACUCUGAUGAAAAUGAAAAAGAUUUUUUACUUUACAGUAACUGCAUCACUCUAAAAACACAUAAAUAUGAAUUAGUCUUUUCUACUUUGGUGUAUUGCAUUCAGAGGCACGAAGAUAUACAUCUCUAUGUUCGUCGUGAUUUGUAUUACAAAAUUGGACAACAAAUUCUCAUUAGUAGAAGGAUAGACUAAUACCAUGUAAUUAUUGCCAUGAUAGAAUGCAGUAUUUAGAGAGAAGGUACAAAUUUAACAUAUAGUUACAUAGAUCACAAUAUAAAUAUUGAGAGAAAAGCAAAAUGUACAAUGAAAAGAUGUAACAUUUGUAUUAAUAAAAUAAUGCAAAGAACA